Molecule: messenger RNA, 702 nt
Organism: Funneliformis geosporum
Lineage: Eukaryota; Fungi; Glomeromycota; Glomeromycetes; Glomerales; Glomeraceae
Source: the annotation of a GenBank genome assembly
AUGGAGUCUCAUUGGAAUACCUAUUUCGAAGAAACACGAUCGGGAGAUUAUCGUUUUAUAGGUUGUUACCAUUAUCGUUUACAACAAGAUGACUUCUCAUUUUCCUUUCAGAAGGAGUUUAACAGACUAAAAAAGAAACUUGAUAAUAUUGUGAAGAAUGGAUCAGAUGAAAUGAGGAAUAGUGCUAAACAGCUGAUUAAUAGUUUUAAAGAAAAUGGAACUCACACAACUACAGUCGCAUCUUACGUACAUCGGGAAUAUUUCAUGGAUGUUGAUGCAAUUUGGCGAAAAAUUGAAUUACACGAAGAGUUACAGCAUAUUGAGGAAGAAGCUUCCAGAUCAAUUAUGUAUGAUACGAAAAAAGUUAUCAAUACUACUAUUGAAAAUGCUUGUUCUACAAUUAGGAAUAUUAAUAAUAGACUGGUUAAUCUAAGAAAACGUGCAAAAAAUCAACCUGAUUCUGAAGACAUCAAGCGAGUCAAUGCAAUCAUUGAUGAUGAGCGAGCAAUCGAUGAAUACGAAGAAUUUAAUACUGAAAAAGCAGAGGAAGUAGAUAGUUCAAAUUAUUUCGAGGAGGCAAAAACAUUUAACGUCUCAUUUGACGAGUAUAUUGACUCAACUGUAAACAUACAAGAUGAAAGUGAGAUAGCUGAGUCAAGUGUUGAGGAUGAGGAAAUAAAAUUUGAUCUUAAUGAUAUUUGA